Molecule: messenger RNA, 4253 nt
Organism: Astyanax mexicanus (Mexican tetra)
Lineage: Eukaryota; Metazoa; Chordata; Actinopteri; Characiformes; Acestrorhamphidae
Gene: taf4
Product: TAF4A RNA polymerase II, TATA box binding protein (TBP)-associated factor
Exons: 15
Coding region: 718-3474 (918 amino acids)
Biological process (GO): DNA-templated transcription; transcription initiation at RNA polymerase II promoter
Cellular component (GO): transcription factor TFIID complex
Molecular function (GO): protein heterodimerization activity; DNA binding; RNA polymerase II general transcription initiation factor activity
Source: RefSeq, a predicted model, not a curated record
AGUGUCAUUUUCGCCCCGAGCUCCUCGGUGUUCACAUCGAAGAUGGCGGCGGGCUUGGAGCCGCUGGCGGCGGAUUGUGUGGUUAAAAGAGCGGGCGAGAAACUUUUGAGCGCUGUCGCGGGUCGCGUCAGAGACGAGCUCGGCCAAGCUUGAGCGCGGAGUGAACCUACUAAACUCCGGGAAGUGCGGGGGAAAAGGGAAGAGCCCGGGCAGGUGGCAGUGACAGUGCUGGAGGCAGAGCACUGAAGUGUUAGCUAGCGUUAACGGCGGACCGGGGAGAGGAGCCGCGGGGCUGCGGGGCUGAGGGACUUGUUUAGAGGGGAAAACAGCCGGUGAAAAGUCGCUUGGGCGGCAAUAUGGUGGCUAACACCCCUCAAUAUCUUCGCCUGGGCGAGUUUAAGUGACACGGGUGCUUGUUAGGGGCCCUUAUUUGGCAGUUUUAAACCCCCCUUCACCUUCACUUCACACGGUUGUUAUUAGUUGGAGAGCGCUGGGAGGGAAGGGGGUGUUUUGAGUGCUGAGUGGAGGAGGCUCCACAAUAACGGCAAACAACAAACUACAACAACACGGACGGAUUUAGCUACUUAACUGCAUUAAAUCAUGUUGGCUAACUAGUUAACUAACAGUUACUACCAGUUACUACCAUAACAGAUCAACCGGUGCCCCAUUAUUUUUCUUCUUCUCUUCCACUUCCCAUAUACAGCUGAUUAACAUGCUAUGGUCACUACUUUGCCUAGCCACGAAGUGAAGCCCGGGACGUCAACGGCGCAAACUUUUAGCGGGGGCGAUGCCAUGGAUGCGCGGGCAGACAGCGGCGCCGCUCUCCCCGGCACGCCCGUGUCGAACAGCAGCCUGCCCGGGUCGAACAGUAGUCCAACGGCGGGCACGGUGCUCAAUAACGGGCCUGGACUGUUAACGAGUAAAGGUGAUGGAAGUAGUAGUAGUAGUAGUAGUAAUAGUGGUAGUGGCAGCGUUGGUGGCAGCAGCGUGCCUGCCACCUCCAGCACGGUUAUCAUCCAGGCGAGCGCGUCCACCGGACCCACAGGAGCCACCAGACCCAUCGGACCCACAGUUACCGUCUUGAGACCGGCUGCUAUGCAUACAACACCACCAACGGGGACGACAAUCGGCGCUCCGGCGCUCGCCGUAAACGGGAGCAACAUGAACGCGGUCCUGAAUGUAGCCCAGCAGGCGCCGACAGCACCUCCAGCACCUGCCACCGCCGCAGGAGUCACGUUGACAUUAACUCCCCAAACCCCGGGCCAGGCUCUAGCUCCUGCUCCCGCUCCUCCAGGAGCUCCUCUAGGCACGACGACCAUCAAGCCCGAGCCGGCCAAGAGCAUCAUCCACAGCGCGGCAGGGCAGAGCGUGGUGGGGCAUCUGCACGUGUCUCCCGGGGCGGCCAAGGGGGCGGUGCAGCUGCAGCAGCAGCAAGGCGUCGUGCGGAGCCUCGUAGCCCAAACCCCCAGCCCCGCGGGGGUCAGGGCUAUAGCGCCGCAACAGGUGCUGGCGCCCCGGAUCCCCCAGAGCAGCCCGGGACAGCCCAGCAUCCAGAACAUCCAGCUACCUCCAGGUAUGGUGCUUGUACGAAGUGAGACUGGCCAGUUGCUGAUGAUCCCUCAGCAGGUGUUGGCUCAAAUGCAGGCCCAGAUGCAGGCCACACGCACCGCCACGCCCGUCAGCACUACACCCGGACAGAUCACGUCUGCACAGACCCCUGGUGCUCCGAUCAUGAGCAGACCGUUUGCUCCUGUAAUCAGACAGGGCUCACCCACAACCAGUAGCCCUGCUACCACCACACUCCAGAGACCUCCAGCACAGCUGCCCUCUGUGGGCUCGGUGCUGACAGUGCAGCCGGGGACCGCCCCGCGGGUGGCGACUCCUGCCACAGGGACCAGCAUCACCUUGCCAACGGAGACGAUGGAGAAUGUGAAGAAGUGUAAGAACUUUCUGUCCACGCUGAUCAAGCUGGCCACCAGUGCGAAACAGUCGUCACAAACCGCCGCUAAUGUCAAAGAACUGGUCAAGAAUUUGCUGGAGGGGAGGAUUGAAGCCGAGGACUUCACCAGCAGGUUAUACAAGGAGCUCAACUCCUCACCACAGCCUUAUCUUGUGCCUUUCCUGAAGAGGAGUCUUCCUGCUCUGAGGCAGCUCACUCCGGACUCCCUCGCCUUCAUCCAGCAGAGCCAAGGCCUGCCGGUCAGACCUGCAGCUACUGUAGCUCUGGCCAGUCCCACGUUAGUUAACCCAGUCACUGCUGCUUCUGUGGCCACCACGGUUCCAGUGGCCACAGCAGCUGCCCCGGCCGCCACAGGCACUGCAACCAUCGCAGCUGGCACAGCCACUGCCACUACUUCAUCUGUCGUGUCUGCUGCCACCGCUGCCACCACAGCCCCACGGACACUCAUCCAGCCCGCUCACAACAAAACCACCCAGUCUGCCUCACUGGUGUUGCAGUCUCAGCAGCAAGGGACAAUAGUUAAGACCCCCCAGGUGGCCCUGACUACUACUCCCAUGGUAGCGCUCAGGGGUCAGCCCCCUAGCCGCAUCGUAGUGGGACAGCCUCAUAUGCAGGUCAAACCACUACAAACAGUGUCGAUGAAGCCCGGUGCAGUGAGUGGGCCUAGACUUGCUUCCAGCCCGGCGACACUCCUUGCAGCUCAAAAGAGCAAGCUAAAGGAUGCAGCUGGUGGAACAUUCAGGGAUGAUGAUGACAUCAACGACGUGGCCUCCAUGGCUGGGGUGAACCUGUCAGAGGAGAGCGCUCGCAUCCUGGCCACUAACUCGGACGUGGUGGGGGCUGUGACUCGCUCCUGCAAGGAUGAAGCCUUCCUUUCCACUGCUUUGUUGCAACGCAGAAUACUCGACAUAGGUAAACGCUUUGGGGUGACUGAUCUGGCACCAGAGGUAGUAAACCUGGUCUCCCACGCCGCUCAGCAAAGACUACAGAACUUAUUAGAAAAAGUCUCUGUUAUAGCACAACAAAAGAAUAUGACCUAUAAGGAGGAUGGACGUUAUGAGCAGGUAACUGAUGUUCGAGCACAGCUGAAGUUCUUUGAGCAGCUUGAUCAGAUGGAGAAGCAGAAGAAGGAGGAGCAGGAGAGAGAAAUACUAAUGAAGGCAGCCAAGUCUCGCUCUCGACAAGAGGACCCGGAGCAGUUGCGGUUAAAACAAAAGGCCAAAGAGAUGCAGCAGCAGGAGCUAGCUCAAAUAAGACAGAGGGAGGCCAACUUAACAGCGCUGGCUGCUAUUGGACCCAGAAAGAAGAGGAAAGUGGACUCGCCUGCUCUUGGCACUGAUGCAGAGGGUUCUGGAUCGUCGGCAAACGCAACAGCGGGUUUGAGUGGCGGAGUGUCGAGACAGUUUGCUCGGCAGCGCAUCACACGUGUAAACCUCAGGGAUCUGCUCUUCUGCCUGGAGAACGAGAGAGAAAGCAGCCGCUCUCAGCUGCUCUACAGAGCACUGCUGAAAUAGCAGUAGGACUACAGAGCCGUGCGACACCGGCAGCUCAGGUUACAGAGCAGUGCUCAAAUAGCAGCUCAGCUGCAGAGCAGUACUGGAUUGGCUGUGUAAAUCCAGAGCAGUGCUCAAGUAGCUGUUUGACUGUAGAGCAGCACUGGACCGGUUGUUUAUCCCCAAAGAGCCGCUCAUGUUGCCGCUCUACUGCAGAGCAGCGCUCCUUUAGCUGCUGUGCUGAGCUAUUCUCAUGUACCAGGUCCAUUUCUGAGCUCUGCUCAGGACAGCAGCUCCACGGCUCGAGUAGUGUGAGCUGUAUAGAGCACUGUUCAAGUGAUAGCCAAGCUCGACCACACCGGCUCUCAACCAGGCGCCUCCUUUUCACUUCCUUUUUUCUCUUUUUUUUGUCUUUCUUCUGGUGUGUGUCCCUCAUUUUUGUCUUUUUUUGUCUUUCAUGUUUGUUCUGCUUUUACAACUGUCCUCUUCUCCAUACACUCACUAACUUAAACAUUCACACAUUCAUUCUUCAGUCUCUUUUCUCCCUCUCCCAAUGUUUCCCAAUGUUUUUAUGUUGUUUUUAGCUUCCUUUGCUUUUAAAUUUUUACUUUGUUGAAAAUAUGUAAAAGAAAUCAUUUGCAGUUAUAUAUCCAAUGUUUUUCUUAGAGGGUGGCUUUGUAAUGUGCAGAUUACCAAUGUAAAAAAAAAGAGAAUACACAAUGAAACUGCCCAUUCAUUUUGUAUUUGUGUUUUUAUAUAAGAGGUUUUAAGAAAUAAAUGGAAAAAUGUUUUAUAAAACA